GAAAACGGCAGCAAGAAUGAGGUCUUUCCCUGCUCUCUGCCUUGCCCUCGCGGCAACACAGCUGUUUGCGGGUGAGCACCACACUCACUCAACCACAUUUGCCUGCCUGCUGAUGUCUGUGUGUUGCUUGUGUGCAGCUGCGCAGGACAGUGAACCCAAAGUCCUGGAGCCCAAGGAGCAGGUGUUCCUUGUGGGCUCCAUCAACGGCGAGAAACACCUGCACAAUGCGGCUCCCAUCACCGUCGACCCCUUCCCCCUCCAUCCCCCCGAGCCGCCCCGCACAGUCACCAUCCUCUUCCAGCCAGACCCCGAGCACGCCACCAAAGAGCUCGAGGACAUCCAAAGCGUCCAGUUCACCGUCAGGAAUGAGAAAGGAAGAGCAGUCUACAAUCGGACGACGUCCAGUCCACCGUUCUCCCUCUUUGCCCACGAGAAGGGGACAUUUCAGGGUGCCUCGCUCGGCACCAAGACUCCCAGCACGCAGCUGAGGCGGAGCCUGCAGAAGGACGGCAACCAUCACUCUUUCCUGCUGCAGGGGCGCCACACCCUUGAGGCGGCGGUGCUGCGGAAAGGAGACAAAGACCCCAAGGUCUUCACCGUCGAUCUGAAGACGACGAACCACAGUGAGCCAGAGAUGCAGACAGACCUACCAGCCUGCCACCCACCACUCAUUCAUGGAUGGCUCUCUGUCCGUUGCGUGCAGGUAGCUCGUUGCUGACCCAUCCCGGGAUAAGUGGGAUAGAACUCGAGAAGGAGACAUCCGACGAGUGGUUCGGCUCUCUCAAGGAAGCGGCCACCAAGGCGGGCAUCGCCUUCGGGUCCGCCAUCUGCCAGACGCCAUUCGACCUGCAGGGCACACCGAGAUGCCGAUAUGGCGGCGAGGGGGCGUACCAAGCCAUUGUGAGAGAGGAGCUGGCUGUCAUAUCGCCCGAGAGGGAGUGCAAGUGGUGGUUUACCCGGACGAGUGCGGACUUGGAUGAAAUCGACUUCACUGGCUGCGACGACAUCUUUGACCUAGCCAUCGCCAACAAGCAGCAGGCGCGCUUCCACACGCUCCUGUGGCACAGCGACGCCUUCUACGGCAACAUCGAGGAGUGGCUUCACGCCAUGAAGGCCGUCGACAAGAGAGCCCAGCUGAUCGGCCACAUUGAGAAAAUGGUCGAGAGGUAUCGGACGCCCAAGUACUCCAACAUCAUCGCAUGGGACGUUGUCAACGAGGGUAUGGCACAUACGCACAACUUAGGUGUCUUGACGUCUGUUUGUCUGUGUCAUGUGAUCUGUGUGUGCAGCGAUUGAUGACGCGCAGGACGAAGCCGAGGUCAGGAGCGGCGGCUACAAGCUGCGUGACAGCAUGUGGCAUCCCGACCUCCCCGAGUAUAUCGACCUCGCCUUUGUUUACGCCCACAAGGCCGGACAGGCCGCCGACGCCAAGCACAACUCCACCACGAUGCCGCCCAUGAAGCUCUUCUACAACGACUACUCGUGCGAGUCCACUGAAGGCUACAGCGGCACCAAAUCGGACGCCGUCUACAACCUCUUGGCGGGCAUGAAGAGACGUGGGGUGCCUGUCGCAGGGGUCGGCUUCCAGUCGCACGUCAACGGCGAGUACAGCUACUAUGAGGGCGUGCGGAAGAACAUGCGGCGUCUGGGCGAGUUGGGGCUGGAGGUGCAGUUCACCGAGCUGGAUGUGGCCUGCGGCAAAUGGGGGGUGGGUGCGGGGGACGACCCCGGCUACACGCCCUGCAAGCAAUCCGAAUGGACACCGGAAAGAGAGCUGCAACAGGCGAGAGGGACCAGAGACAAAGCACAGGCGAAGACAGAGUCCAUGCGACCUCUCUCCAUUUGUGCCUCUAGGCGGAGAUAUACCGGCAGUUUAUGCGUGUAUGUCUGGAAGAGCCCAACUGCACCGGCUUCAUCACAUGGGGCUUUGUGGACAAGUCAUCGUGGCUCAACCGGGGCAUGUAUUCCCCUGACUGGCCGCUGCUCUUUGACUCGUCAUACAAACCCAAGCAGAGCUACCUCGCACUCAGAGAGGAGCUGAGGAACCACACGAUAGCCGCGGAGAAGAUGGGGCGCCGACAGUGACGCCGGCCAGCGUCGUGCGUAGUGUUUGCGUCGCGUCAAGUGGUGCUGUGCUCUCUGACGGGCGACUUAGGCAGUGAAGUAUUUUGUGGUGUUUUGUGUUUUGUGUGGCGGAGGCAGAUAUGAGACAAGACACCGAAUGUCGGUGUCAUUCCAUCCACUGACUGUCGAACAAGUGGUUUUGAGCGAACUGGGGUCUCCUCGAUUGCUGAUUGGGCGGGGUGAUGUGUGUGUGAGAGAUCGAAGGUGUGCAUGCGCCAUGGAUGAGACAUCAUCGCAUUCACGAUCGUUCAACUGACAGGUCGUCCGUUCAUGUAAUUAAUGCGAACAAGCCGAUCGGAUCGCUGGAUGGAUGUGUGUCCGCCUUGCCUGCCUACCUGUGAGCAUGACUACAGCUCUCACUUGACUGUCAAAGACCGCAUUGAUUGACAAAUAC
Messenger RNA from Vitrella brassicaformis, 2518 nucleotides. Lineage: Eukaryota; Vitrellaceae. The record is from the annotation of a GenBank genome assembly.